Messenger RNA from Closterium sp. NIES-65, 852 nucleotides. The record is from the annotation of a GenBank genome assembly. NCBI's taxonomy places the organism in Eukaryota, Viridiplantae, Streptophyta, Zygnematophyceae, Desmidiales, Closteriaceae.
AUGGUGAAGGAGAUGGCAAGCAAGCACCAUCCGCAUCUUGUGCGUCUGUUGGGCUAUUGCAUCGACAUCGACCUCUCCACACGACUCAUGGAGCAGAUCCUCGUUUACGAGUUCAUGCCCAACCACGACCUUGAGAGCUGGAUUGGUUCUGGUGUCUCCCAUCCUCUUUCGCUACGUCAAAGGCUUGACGUUCUGAUUGGAGUGGCAAAGGGGUUGCAGUAUCUUCAUGACUUCGGCAUUGUGCAUCGCAACAUCAAACCUGCCAACAUUCUCCUUGAUGCAAAGAUGCAGGCCAAGAUUGCAGACUUUGGGCUUGUGAAGCUUGGUGGGGGCACUGCUAUGGGCACGUCUGUGGCUGCCACUCGAGUGAUGGGAACACCGGGCUAUGUGGACCCUGCGUAUUUCAAGUCUCAUAAGGCCACUCCAGCAGCAGAUGUGCACAGUUUUGGCGUGGUGACGCUGGUGGUUAUCACGGCGCGCAAGGCUGUGCAUGUAACAGAGGAAAACCAGAUCAAUCUCAAACAAUGGGUGGCCCCGUUGGUGGACUCCGGUGCUGUAUUGGCAUUCAAGGACCCUCACUUGGACGCACCAGAUGACUUGGUGCUGCGCUGGGCUCGCCUUGCCCUCUCCUGCACCGCCAUGCCUGCAGCCUCCCGCCCCUCCAUGAAUCAAGUGCUUUGGGAGCUGGUGAAGUUGAAGCAGGAGGCGUCCGGAGCACAUGAGGGUCAUGUGGGCGAGGCCAAAUCUCGCAUUGACAUGGAGCUUGGGAGCUCCAUUGGCUCCUCCAGCUUCACUGCUGAAAUGGCCCGUGCGGAGGGCGAGGGGGGCAUGCCAAGUGGCUCUUCCACGUAA